Otolemur garnettii (small-eared galago) is the source of this 951-nucleotide messenger RNA. Its product is annotated as olfactory receptor 52H1-like. Gene Ontology annotation, biological process: G protein-coupled receptor signaling pathway. The record is from RefSeq and is a predicted model, not a curated record. Gene Ontology annotation, molecular function: G protein-coupled receptor activity; olfactory receptor activity. Gene Ontology annotation, cellular component: membrane. NCBI's taxonomy places the organism in Eukaryota, Metazoa, Chordata, Mammalia, Primates, Galagidae.
AUGUACAAUUUGAGCUGCUACAACCCCAGCUCCUUUACUCUUGUUGGAAUACCUGGCCUAGAGAAGUUCCACAUGUUGACGGGGAUUCCCUUUUUUGUCAUCUAUGCUGUGGCUACUAUGGGCAAUAGCAUCCUCCUCUAUCUCAUUGCAGCUGAGCACAGCCUCCACGAGCCCUUGUUUUUCUUCCUCUCUUUGCUAACCAUCAGCAACCUCAUCUUGUCCACUGCCACAGUGCCCAAACUACUCAGUAACUUCUGUCUUGGCUCCCAAGAAAUAACCUUCUUUGGUUGUCUCACUCAGAUGUUCUUUCUGAACUUCAGCUUUGUAGUGGACUCUGCCAUCCUGCUGACCAUGGUGUUUGAUUGCUAUAUGGCCAUCUGCUUUCCCCUGGGAUAUUCCACCAUUCUCACUCCACAGAUGGUCAUCAAGUUUGCAGUGAGCAUCAUUGUGAAGAGCUCUUCUGUCAUUCUGCUGGCCAUUUUUCUUCUCCUGAUACCCUAUAGCAGGACACAUGUCAGCCCACACACAUACUGUGAGCAUAUAGGUGUCUCAUGUCUGUCCUCUGUUGACAUCUCUGUCAACAUCUGGUAUGGAUUUUGUGUACCUGUCAUGACUGCCAUCUCAGAUGUGAUCUUCAUUGCCGUUUCCUAUGCCUUCAUCCUCCAUGCUGUCUUUCAGCUUUCGUCCCAGGGUGCCCGCCAAAAGGCCCUCAGUACUUGCGGCUCCCAUGUGUGUGUUAUCCUCAUGUUUUACACACCUGCCUUCUUCUCCAUCCUUGCUCAUCGCUUUGGGCACAGUGUCCCGAGAAAUGUGCUCAUCCUAUUUGCUAACCUCUAUGUGUCCAUCCCUUCCACUCUAAAUCUUGUAGUUUAUGGAGUGAAGACAAAGCAGAUCAGGGACAAAUUUAUUCUCCUCUUUUUUUUUGUAGAAGUCACAAUGAGUAAACACUGA